Messenger RNA from Fragaria vesca subsp. vesca, 1227 nucleotides. RefSeq lists its product as uncharacterized. Bases 1 to 1146 code for a protein of 381 amino acids. NCBI's taxonomy places the organism in Eukaryota, Viridiplantae, Streptophyta, Magnoliopsida, Rosales, Rosaceae. The record is from RefSeq and is a predicted model, not a curated record. The transcript is spliced from 11 exons.
AUGGAGUGUGCCGGGAAGCGACUGGGGACUCGGUGCACUGGCCCACCUACACGGCGGUGUGCUCGUUGCGAAGCCGUUGCUUAUUGCUCUGUAUCUCACCAGAUUUUGCAUUGGCGCGAUCAUAAAGAGGAGUGCGAAAGGUUAGAAGAACAAAUGGAGCAGAUAGAUAUCUUGAACGAGUUUCCUUUCACUUUUUCUGAAGAAGCUACAGUUCAGGUUUGUGAAAAACAGGAGACAAGGUGUUCAUUCUUGACUAAAAGAGGGGUCCAUCAAACGGGAAUGUGGUUAUAUGAAUGUUGUUGUGGGGAACCGGUUAUGUCGUUUGAUUGUUCAAGGCUAGAUAACACUUGGGAUCUCGGAAGCACCCUCUGCCCAUGUAAUGAACCUGCUUUCACACUUUCAAAGCAUCUAAUCAGUUGGAAGGAGUACUAUGAUUGGAGAUCCAUCCCACUGCAUUCACCUGUUGCUUUACUUCUACACUGGCCUCUUACAAUUUAUUAUGCCACUCAACUGACUCAAGUAGCUGAUUCAGGAAGCUUGACUUCUGGAAUCAAUGGAAAAUUGCACAUACAUUAUCUUGGACCCGAGAAAGAGCUUCUUCAGCUUUAUGUCUUCUCGGAGCUACACGCGCUUUUUCCUCACAUGGAUGUGCAUAUAGAUCUUAUUGGACCUUCAAUUCCACAACAUAGGGAUGGUGAGAGGAUCAAGCUAAGCAAUUAUGCUCAUUGCCUCGGAACAGAUUGCGUUUGUAAAUCUUCAGUUGAGAGUGGUGUACAUACUAAUGACACUUCAGCUGUUACAUUGCAACUUUGGAGGGGACUCUAUCAUGAACGUUACACAGAUAUAGUUAAGGAUUCAUAUCCUCAUAUAGUAAUUGCUCCAAAUGCCGGCAUUGCUGCUUAUUCAAGUUGGUUACCAACAAUUGAGCUGAUAAAGGAUAUGAAUAUACCAGCAGUUUUUUCCGAUUACUGUGAAGAAGCUUGCCAUCUCGGAGCUCGUUGCAUUAGCAGUGUCACUGGCUUUCCUCCUAACAUUCCGAUUCAAUUAAAUCCAUUCAGACAACCGAUAGUGGUAGAAAACAAUGCUCUCUUCAUCCCUUGCUACUCCAAUUGCUUCCUCUACGGAAUGUCCAAAUGGUCUGCGUAAACUUACACAUAUGAGCCGCUGUGUAUCUUUGUCAAAAUAUUGUAGAGUUGAAGUUUCAUUGCUUAGUUUGAAUGUCAUGAC